UGUUGCCAUGGAGAUGGUGGCCCCGCCCCUGAUGCAGCAUCGGCCCCCCCAUUGGCUGCAGUGGUGACUGGGGCUGAGGGGGGAGUCCAGGCCUGGGCAGCCAUUCUGGAGCUGGAGCCGGAGCCUGGCAUCCCCCACUUCCAUUCUCCUUCAUCCUCUUAGCCCCCCCAAAUCCCUAGCAGAGAUCUUCAGCUCCCUUCUUCUAGGCUUCCAUUCCUCCAGACUCUUGGCAGGCUGAGCUUCAUCCGCAUUCACCUCCCCUCCUCCUCCUCACCAGCUUUUACUUGGGAGUCCCCAGAACCCCACUGCCCAUCCUCCCCACUCCCCUGCAGCCUUUUCUUCUCCUUUUCGACCCUUCACUAGCACCGCAGUGCACGUGGAACCGGCUCCUUCGCCCCCACUCCCGUCUGCCCCUUCCUCGGAUUUUCUGUCCCCCUCUACUCAGCACAGGUCUCCUCUGAGACCCCCCCCUCCAGUCCUGGGAGGGGUCAUGGGAGGCCGCCCCGGACCUCCAGACAGACAGGAGCUCUGGGAGGUGUGGGGCAGGUGGAGGAUGUGCCCAGCUGAGAAACGAGCAAAACCCACCCAUGGGCAAUGACCUUUAGCCAUCUCGCCCCGCCAAGCAAGCCCCUUCUCCUGGGUGGGGAACGGGGGACCAAGCCUCCCUGGGUCGUGGCUAUUCUCCAUUACGGAGGGUUUACUGACCUCCCUCCUGACUAUGCCCCUCUGCUGACCGCCAGCCCCAGUCAUGGGCUUAAGGCCUCCCACCCCGACCCCAUCAGGGGGCUCCGGCUCAGGUUCCUUGCCCCCUCCUUCCCACCGCCAGCCUCUCCGCCGCCGCUGCUCUUCUUGCUGCUUUCCGGGGGAAUACCACUUGGGUCGCUCGAGGAGGAAGAGCGUCCCUGGGGGGAAACAGUACAGCAUGGAGGCCGCCCCCGCUGCGCCCUUCCGGCCCUCGCAAGGCUUCCUGAGCCGGAGGCUGAAAAGCUCUAUCAAACGAACAAAGUCACAACCCAAACUUGACCGAACCAGCAGCUUUCGCCAGAUCCUGCCUCGCUUCCGAAGUGCUGACCAUGACCGGGCCCGGCUGAUGCAGAGCUUUAAGGAGUCCCACUCCCAUGAAUCCUUGCUAAGUCCUAGUAGUGCUGCUGAGGCCUUGGAGCUCAACUUAGAUGAAGACUCCAUCAUCAAGCCGGUGCACAGCUCCAUCCUGGGCCAGGAGUUCUGCUUUGAGGUGACAACAUCGUCUGGAACAAAGUGUUUUGCCUGUCGGUCUGCGGCCGAAAGGGACAAAUGGAUUGAGAAUCUGCAGCGGGCUGUGAAGCCUAACAAGGACAACAGCCGCCGGGUAGAUAAUGUGCUGAAACUAUGGAUCAUAGAGGCUCGAGAGCUGCCCCCCAAGAAGCGGUAUUACUGCGAGCUGUGCCUGGAUGACAUGCUAUAUGCACGCACCACCUCCAAGCCCCGCUCAGCUUCCGGAGACACCGUCUUCUGGGGCGAGCACUUUGAGUUUAACAACCUGCCGGCUGUCCGGGCCCUGCGGCUGCACCUAUACCGUGACUCAGACAAAAAGCGGAAGAAGGACAAGGCGGGCUAUGUUGGCCUGGUGACUGUGCCGGUGGCCACCCUGGCUGGGCGCCACUUUACAGAGCAGUGGUACCCUGUGACCUUGCCAACAGGCAGUGGGGGCUCUGGGGGUAUGGGCUCGGGAGGAGGAGGGGGGUCAGGGGGUGGCUCGGGGGGCAAGGGGAAAGGAGGUUGCCCUGCCGUGAGGCUGAAAGCCCGUUACCAGACAAUGAGCAUCCUGCCCAUGGAGCUGUAUAAAGAGUUUGCAGAGUAUGUGACCAACCAUUAUCGGAUGCUGUGUGCAGUACUGGAGCCUGCCCUGAAUGUCAAGGGCAAGGAGGAGGUUGCCAGUGCACUGGUUCACAUACUGCAGAGUACAGGCAAGGCCAAGGACUUCCUUUCAGACAUGGCCAUGUCAGAGGUAGACCGGUUCAUGGAACGGGAACACCUCAUAUUCCGCGAGAACACGCUCGCCACUAAAGCCAUAGAAGAGUAUAUGAGACUGAUUGGUCAGAAAUACCUCAAGGAUGCCAUUGGGGAGUUCAUCCGUGCUCUGUACGAAUCUGAGGAGAACUGUGAAGUAGAUCCCAUCAAGUGCACGGCGUCCAGUCUGGCAGAGCACCAGGCCAACCUGCGGAUGUGCUGUGAGUUGGCCCUGUGCAAGGUGGUCAACUCCCAUUGCGUGUUCCCGAGGGAGCUGAAGGAGGUGUUUGCUUCUUGGCGGUUGCGUUGUGCAGAGCGGGGCCGGGAGGACAUUGCCGACAGGCUCAUCAGCGCCUCGCUCUUCCUGCGCUUCCUCUGCCCAGCCAUUAUGUCGCCCAGUCUGUUUGGGCUUAUGCAGGAGUACCCAGAUGAGCAGACCUCACGAACCCUCACCCUCAUCGCCAAGGUCAUCCAGAACCUGGCCAACUUUUCCAAGUUUACCUCAAAGGAGGACUUCCUAGGCUUCAUGAAUGAAUUUCUGGAGCUGGAGUGGGGUUCCAUGCAGCAGUUCUUAUACGAGAUAUCCAACCUGGACACACUGACCAACAGCAGCAGUUUUGAGGGCUACAUAGACUUGGGCCGCGAGCUCUCCACACUUCAUGCCCUGCUCUGGGAGGUGCUGCCCCAGCUCAGCAAGGAAGCCCUCCUGAAGCUGGGCCCACUGCCCCGGCUCCUCAAUGACAUCAGCACAGCCCUGAGGAACCCUAACAUCCAAAGGCAGCCGAGCCGCCAGAGUGAACGGACUCGGCCUCAGCCCGUGGUGCUGCGAGGGCCAUCUGCCGAGAUGCAGGGUUACAUGAUGCGGGACCUCAACAGCUCCAUCGACCUUCAGUCCUUCAUGGCUCGAGGCCUCAACAGCUCUAUGGACAUGGCUCGCCUCCCCUCCCCAACCAAGGAAAAGCCACCACCGCCGCCACCCGGUGGGGGUAAAGACCUGUUCUAUGUGAGCCGGCCACCUCUGGCCCGGUCAUCCCCAGCAUACUGCACAAGCAGCUCGGACAUCACAGAGCCAGAGCAGAAGAUGCUGAGUGUUAACAAGAGCGUCUCCAUGCUGGACCUUCAGGGCGAUGGGCCUGGGGGCCGCCUUAACAGUAGUAGUGUUUCCAACCUGGCAGCUGUCGGGGACCUGCUGCACUCAAGCCAGGCCUCACUGACAGCAGCCUUAGGGCUGCGGCCUGCACCUGCCGGGCGCCUCUCCCAAGGGAGUGGCUCUUCCAUCACAGCAGCUGGCAUGCGCCUCAGCCAGAUGGGUGUCACCACGGAUGGUGUCCCUGCCCAGCAACUGCGCAUUCCCCUUUCCUUCCAGAACCCUCUCUUCCACAUGGCUGCUGAUGGGCCAGGGCCCCCAGGGGGCCACGGAGGGGGCAGUGGUCAUGGUCCACCUUCCUCACAUCACCACCACCACCACCAUCACCACCAUCGAGGUGGAGAGCCCCCAGGGGACACCUUUGCCCCAUUCCAUGGCUAUAGCAAGAGCGAGGACCUCUCCUCAGGGGUCCCUAAGCCCCCUGCCGCCUCCAUCCUUCACAGCCACAGCUACAGUGAUGAGUUUGGACCCUCUGGUACUGACUUCACCCGUCGGCAGCUCUCACUUCAGGACAACCUUCAGCAUAUGCUGUCCCCUCCCCAGAUCACCAUUGGUCCCCAGAGGCCAGCUCCCUCAGGGCCCGGAGGUGGCAGUGGUGGGGGCAGUGGUGGGGGUGGCGGGGGCCAGCCGCCUCCCUUGCAGAGGGGCAAAUCUCAGCAGUUGACAGUGAGUGCUGCCCAGAAACCGCGGCCAUCCAGCGGGAACCUGCUGCAGUCUCCGGAGCCAAGUUACGGUCCUGCCCGUCCACGGCAACAGAGCCUCAGCAAAGAGGGCAGCAUUGGGGGCAGCACUGGGGGCAGCGGUGGCGGAGGGGGUGGGGGGCUCAAGCCCUCCAUCACCAAGCAGCAUUCCCAGACUCCAUCCACGCUGAACCCCACAAUGCCGGCCUCGGAACGGACUGUGGCCUGGGUCUCCAAUAUGCCUCACCUGUCGGCUGACAUCGAGAGUGCGCACAUCGAGCGGGAAGAAUAUAAACUCAAGGAGUACUCAAAGUCGAUGGAUGAGAGUCGGCUGGACAGGGUGAAGGAGUACGAGGAGGAGAUUCACUCACUGAAGGAGAGGCUACACAUGUCCAACCGGAAGCUGGAAGAGUAUGAGCGGAGGCUGCUGUCUCAGGAAGAACAGACCAGCAAGAUCCUGAUGCAGUACCAAGCCCGCCUGGAGCAGAGCGAGAAGCGCCUCAGGCAGCAGCAGGUGGAGAAGGACUCCCAGAUCAAGAGCAUCAUUGGCAGGCUGAUGCUGGUGGAGGAGGAGCUGCGUCGGGACCACCCCGCCAUGGCUGAGCCGCUGCCUGAACCCAAGAAGAGGCUGCUCGACGCUCAGGUGGAGAGGCAGCUUCCCCCCUUGGGUCCAACAAACCCGCGUGUGACGCUGGCCCCACCUUGGAACGGCCUGGCCCCCCCAGCCCCACCCCCCCCACCCCGGCUGCAGAUCACAGAGAACGGCGAGUUCCGAAACACCGCAGACCACUAGCCCACCCAGCAUCACAGACCUCCUUCCUUGUGCACCCCACCCCGGAACAUCACCAACCACCAGGACUGGACAUCACCGAGGGACAGCAGGAGUGCCUCCCUUAGUGCCUCCUCGAGGCACCCAUCCGCCACCUCUACUGCACCAUUUCUAGGAGGGAGAGUAGGACCCUGAGCUGCCCUCUUCACCCCAGGACACCACCUACCCUGCAGACCCCUUCACUCCGGGGUGCUAUCCCCACCCUCUGCCUCAUAGUUCCCCUGAGCACUGGGGGACAGACCCUCACCCCCACACUGGGGGAGAGGCACCUCCAAACUUUCAACUUCAGGGUGAUUUUUUUAGCAGUAACCAGAGCUGACAAUCUAACUCCCCUCUACCACCCCAUUUUGGCCUCCCCUGUCCCCCUUGUUAUGGGGAGGGGACCCCGGGUGAGGGGGCCCUAUUACCCCUUGAUUUCUCAGGAGCGUCUGGGGGGGCUCAGCACGCACAAACUCCUCCUCCUCUUUCCACUCUUAAUUUACUUCCCCCACCCAGAACCCAGAUGGGGUGGAGGGGCCACCGGGGCAGGGAGGGGGCGGCAAGGGGGGAAUGGGAGUUGCCUCCCCUUCUUCCCACACCUGAUCUGCUCUUGGCUGGUCCCAGAGCGGGGUGAGGGGGCUUAUGCCCCCCCCUCCCCCAGUGUGUUGGGUGGGGUGGAAUUGAGGUUCGGAUGAGGGGUUCGGGUUUAGGGGGCCAUGUGUGUUGGGUCGCGCAGGACAGACUAGCUGAUCUGCCUUCCCUGACACACAGCCCCCUUCCCUUCCCUCUUUUGUCUCUACUCCCAUGGGGAGGGGGGAACUUACUCUAGGAAAAGCCAUGUCUCUCUCCCCCAGGGUGGGGGACCUGUGUUGGAGGAUGGGUGUUUGGGGCCCCCUUCCAUGACUCUGUCCCCUGGGGGAGGUAGGACAGGGCUGGGCUUCCCUCUCACCCUCCCCCCUCACCCAGUCUCCCUCCCUCCCGCCAGCUCCACGAUUUUUCGGUGUUUCUCUGUACAUAGCUCUCUGGCGGGAUAGGGGAGGUAGGAUGGAUGGGGUUUGGGGUGGGUAGGCCAUGGAAGGGAGAAAUCCCUCCUGGGUACCCCUCUUUUCUGACUGCUGUCCCCUACCCAGCCUCGUCUCCUAACCCCUUCUUGCGUUUGGUAUUGAGAAUUCCUCCCAGACUCCAGACUCGACCUUUUGUAUGGACAGCUCUCCUUCAAUCUUACCCCUCUACACACAUCCACCCAGCCGGGGCCAAAUUUAUACUUAUAUAAAAGUUGUAAAUAUGUGAAAUUUUAUCCCGUCCCCUUUCCUCUGCUUACCCCACUUCAGACCCUACCCUCGUACCUCCUCCUCCUCCUCUUUGGCUGUUGUAAUUAUCUGGGGUUUGUACUGUACAUAACGGGCUGGGGGCUGGGAGGCGACCCCUCUGUACAGAGCUUCCUGGCUCCCUAGCCCCACCCCUCACUUCUCCCCCACCUACCACCUUAAGAGUAGGAAGACCUUCUUCUUAUUCAUUUUUGUUUGUUUACUCGUUCUCUUCACCGCCCCUACUCCCUGCCCCGCCCCCUUUCUCCCACUCCCAGCCCCAUUUCCUUUUUUUCUGGAGUGUGUGGUGAAACAGAAAAAUCAUGUUUAAUAAACGGAGAUUGUUCUUUUA
Molecule: messenger RNA, 6283 nt
Organism: Onychomys torridus (southern grasshopper mouse)
Lineage: Eukaryota; Metazoa; Chordata; Mammalia; Rodentia; Cricetidae
Gene: Syngap1
Product: synaptic Ras GTPase activating protein 1
Exons: 17
Coding region: 749-4609 (1286 amino acids)
Biological process (GO): negative regulation of Ras protein signal transduction; regulation of GTPase activity
Source: RefSeq, a predicted model, not a curated record